AAUAGUACCAGCCGUGUUGUAAUAGUCACAACUUCGUAACGAGUGCGCAUCGACUAUGCCUCAUUCUGAGCAAGAUGGCCGAGGGGCCAAGCGCCAGAGGCUUACUGUUUCAUCACAAUCAAACGCACAGGGCCAUCAGUCGAGAAUUUUUGCGCCUUAUCGGACUAUAGGGCUUGUUUCUCCGACCAACGUUCCUUUCACCACCGUGCCUUUGGGAAAGACCACAUUUCAGCUGACAACCUCUGUUGGUCGGUCCUUACAAACAUACGACUUACGGCGCGGCCUCAACCUGGUCUUCAUAACGAGACCACAGACCCCUUCCGAUAUAACGGCAACAUACGCUUGGAGACAAAAGGUUUUUGCGGCUUUUGGUGAUUCGCAAAAUGGAGAAACUCAGGGCAUUUGGAUCUUUCAACGGGGAAAGAAGGCUGCUGAGUUAGAAAUACCGCUUGAUUUACAUGAGCCGGUAAAACAAAUUCUGGUAUCUGGCUCUUGGAUCAUUGCCUGCUGUCUGACCAGAAUUGAAGUAUGGAAAACGGAGAAUCUGGAACACUACACGACCUUGUUCACAAUGGCUUCAACGAAAGGCGACAACGAGCUCACCGGCGGGAUGUCCACCAUGCCAACAUUCCUCAACAAGGUAUUUGCGGCGCGACGGGAUGGUUGGGUAGAGAUCUGGAAUGUCUCUACCGGAAAACUUAUAUACACCGUCCUCCCGCCAUCGCCUGAAUGUGGCGCAGUGACCUGUCUUCAACCUUCGCCGGCACUUUCGCUCAUGGCCAUAGCAUACUCGAAUGGAUCGCUGAUUAUUCACAAUGUCUUGACGGACAAGACCGUUUUACAAGUCAACGCGGGGACCGAGGACGCGCCCGUGACUGCCAUAUCCUUCCGCACGGAUGGGCAAGGUGCUGGACAUGAUGGUCGCAAGGACGGUGUCAUGGCUACUGCAACAUCUUCGAGUGGAGACAUUACCUUCUGGGAUCUAAACAAAGGUGGAAGGGUCAUGGGCGUUCUCCGGAGUGCGCACAACCCCCCGUCUGGAGACGGCCCUUCUGUUCGCGGAGGAGUUAGCAAAAUUGAAUUUCUUGCCGGUCAACCUGUUAUUGUUACCAGCGGACGAGAUAAUUCACUGAAAACAUGGAUUUUCGACGAAUCACCGUUCUCGCCAAUACCGCGCGUUCUUCACUCAAGGAGCGGACAUGCUGGGCCCGUCACCUCUUUACAGUUCUUGCCGUCCGACUUCGAUGGCGCAGAUGCUGGAAAUAAGUGGCUGCUCAGCUCAGGCCAAGAUCGCAGUCUAUGGGGCUGGAGUCUUCGCAGGGAUGGGCAAAGCACCGAGCUUAGCCAGGGCAAUAUUCGCAAGAAAGCUAAGAAGUUUGGUGUUCUUGAUAACAAUGUCCUGAAGAACGGCCCAACGACAUCACUUGACGACCUCAAGGCUCCGGAAAUUACCUGCAUAGCCUGUUCCCUCAACCGAGAUGGUGGUAUGGGAGCUAUGCCCGGAAAACAGGCCAUGUGGCAAAAGUCACAAGACCGCAAGAAUAAGCCAUCUGACGCAGAGUUGAGUGGUGCGACUGGUUGGGAAAGUGUUGUGACAGCGCACAAGAAUGAUUCUUAUGCUCGAACGUGGUUCUGGGGACGAAAACGUGCUGGCAGAUGGGCUUUCCCCACGAGCGACAGGACGAAUGUUUCUACAGUGGCGAUAAGUUCAUGCGGUACUUUCGCUGUCGUAGCAUCUGAAGGAGGUUGCAUCGACAUGUACAACCUUCAGUCCGGGCUACACCGCCAGAGAUACCCUUCUACUGUAACCCCAGCUCAAGCAAGACAGGCCAAGCUGCAACAACUAAGACAAGCUGAUAGCAUCUUGCAACUAGAAGCGCGAUCGACAACUGGAUUCGGUGUCGGGGUCGGAAAACACACGAAAACCGUAACAGGUGUCAUUGUUGACUCUAUGAACAAGUAUAUUAUCAGCUGCUCGUUGGACGGUAAGAUCAAGUUCUGGGAGUUUCUGACUGGUAGACUCGUGCAUGAAAUCAGCUGGGCUCCCAUGACAGCAAUCACGGGUUGUCGAUACCACGCCGCAAAUGACCUCAUUGCUUUUUCAUGCGACGAUGGUUCGAUCAGGGUUGUGGAUACCGAAACGAAGCAGACGAUUCGAGAGUUCUGGGGUUGCCAAGGGAAGAUUAACGACUUCACUUUCUCAAAUGAUGGGCGCUGGAUUGUGGCUGCCUCUCAAGAUGCUGUCAUUCGAGUGUGGGACUUGCCUACGAGUCACUUGAUCGAUGCCAUUCGGUUGGAACAGCCUUGCACUGCGCUAGCGUUCUCGACGACUGGUGAAUAUCUCGCUGCAGCGGCUGAAGGCCAGCUGGGGGUCAAUAUCUGGACCAACAAGACAUUGUUUACGCAUGUGCCUACCAGACAGAUUUCUGAAAAGGAGGUAGGCCAAGUUGCAGGACCAACCACUUCUGGGGAAGGCGGCCAAGGAUUGAUUGAAGCUGCGUUCGAGGAGGAGGUCCCUGCGGACGAAGAUACUGUGGCUGCUCCUUCAAUCGACCAGCUGAGCUCCGACAUGAUGACACUCAGUCUUGUGCCACGUAGCCGAUGGCAGACUCUACUGCACCUCGAUCUCAUCAAGCAGAGGAAUAAACCCAAGGAAGCUCCAAAGCUACCCGAGAAGGCACCUUUCUUCUUGCCCUCGACCACGAAUUCAAUUAUGCCAAAGGCAGAUGACGCCACAGCAGCUGGCAAUGGGCACCAGAGCCUCUCGAGGAUUACUAGAUUCGACCACUCUUCUCGAAGUGAAGAGGCUUUCACCAGCAAGCUACGGGCUGGUGCCGAAACCGGAAACUACGACGAGUUCAUUGAGCACCUCAAAUCACUUUCUCCAUCAAGCGCUGAUCUCGAGCUUCGGUCGCUGUCUGCACACGAAGUGGAUGAUUCGAAUGAGCUACUUCAUUUCAUCCGGGCCCUGACCAGCCGCUUGAAGUCUCGUCGGGACUACGAGCUGACGCAAGCAUGGAUGACUGUAUUCUUGCGAUUGCAUUUUGAUAUGAUUAUGGAGAGCGAUACCCUGAUGGCAGCUUUGCAGGACUGGAAGAAGCAUCAAGCUGAGGAGUGUAACAGACUAGACAACCUGGUGGGAUACUGCAGCGGUGUCGUGGGUUUCCUGAGAAGCCCGCGUACAUAAUCAAUCGAUUGCCGGACCCCCUUCUUCUGGCAUACAUGAUAAGGAGUUGAGCAGACCUUACACAUAAUAUACCAGUCCUAGAUCGAUAUGUAAAGGUUUAGUUCUUUAGAGCUUGAGCGCGCCAGGGAAACCUCUCGGCCUUGCUUUCGGACUCUGUACCUCGUUGUACGGAUCCACCAGUGUUGAUUCCCCUCACCCACUCGGAUAUACUUUGAUAACGUUAUUGCAUCGAGUCAUAUGUUGACCUAGGUGUUUUACAAAGUAAUCGUAGUCAGAUUGUGUGACAGCCGAAUGAAUAUGUACAACUCAAAUUCAC
Messenger RNA from Truncatella angustata, 3503 nucleotides. Its product is annotated as Utp21 specific WD40 associated putative domain-containing protein. Lineage: Eukaryota; Fungi; Ascomycota; Sordariomycetes; Amphisphaeriales; Sporocadaceae. The transcript is spliced from 3 exons. Gene Ontology annotation, cellular component: Pwp2p-containing subcomplex of 90S preribosome; small-subunit processome. Bases 56 to 3187 code for a protein of 1043 amino acids. The record is from RefSeq and is a predicted model, not a curated record. Gene Ontology annotation, molecular function: protein binding. Gene Ontology annotation, biological process: rRNA processing.